This is a messenger RNA of Raphanus sativus (radish), 1155 nucleotides long. RefSeq lists its product as uncharacterized. NCBI's taxonomy places the organism in Eukaryota, Viridiplantae, Streptophyta, Magnoliopsida, Brassicales, Brassicaceae. Bases 111 to 1013 code for a protein of 300 amino acids. The transcript has 3 exons. The record is from RefSeq and is a predicted model, not a curated record.
UUUCCAACCUUCUAAGUUCUAAAUACAAGGUCAUAACCAAAAUAUUACAAAAUUCCUAAAGCAAAUCAAAAGUUUUAUUGAGAAGCAAGACCUAUAACUUAUAGGAAGAGAUGACGACGUGGCCGGCUAGAUCAUCUCUGCCACAGACGGUAAGGCCGGUCUAUUUUGUGCAGAGCCCACCGAACACAGACGUAGACAAGAGAUCUACCGGGUCAGGUCUUAGCCCGUUUGGAUCACCCGUUAACCGACAGGGCCAGGUCAGUCACUAUAACCAUGAGUCAGUGGCCGAGUCACCUUCGACUUUACGAUCAUCAGGGCCAUUGAGAAACGGAUACAGUAGUCUCCAAGUGCAUGAUCAUGACCAUCCACUCGACGAGGAUGAUGAUGAGUACGAUGAAAUAGACGGUGGGGAUGAGAAAAGAGGAAGGAAAACGAGGUUUUAUUCUUGCUUGUUGUUUACGUUUGUGCUGGCCUUCACUAUCUUCUGUCUCAUUUUGUGGGGAGUUUCCAAAUCCUUCUCACCUAUUGUCACUCUGAAGGGAAUGGUAAUUGAGAGCUUGAACGUGCAAUCAGGGAACGACGCAUCGGGAGUGCUCACAGAUAUGCUCACACUAAAUUCAACGGUCACGAUGUUAUACAAUAACCCUGCAACUCUUUUCACCGUCCACGUCACUUUCUCUCCCCUCCAGCUCAGCUAUUCCCAGCUCAUUCUCGCCUCUGGUCAGAUGGAGAAGUUCUCUCAACGAAGGAACACUGAGAGAAUCAUUGAGACCAAAGUAGUAGGCAUUCAAAUUCCUUUGUACGGAGGCGUACCGGCUCUAUACGCGCAACGAGCUAAACCGGACCAAGUUGUUUUGCCUUUGAAUUUAACCUUUACGUUACGAUCUCGGGCCUAUGUGCUCGGCCGAUUAGUCAAGACUAAGUUCAACACGAGCAUCAGAUGCAGCAUCACCUUCCAUGGCGAUAAACUUGGCAAGAAAAUUGCUUUCUUGAAGUCUUGCUCGGGUCAUUGAUAGAAAAUCAGCAGAGAAAUCUGGUCUUUAUUUUUAUUAGGGAUGAAUAAUUUUUUUUUGUUUGUCGAAUAUAAAGGUCUGGACCAAUAUACGUAGGGUUGUCAUUAAUUUCGUUAUAUACUGCAAGAUAUUUGAUCGAUAA